AUGACUAAAAAUAGCAAAACCAUCAACCACUCACCUGCAGAUUCUCUUCCAACCUCGAUCCAAAAUAUUAUAAAACAAAAACACAAAGCGAGAAGAAUCUGGCAAAACACCAGAAACCCUGCCGUCAAACGAAGACUCAACCAACUCACCAGAAGAGUUAAAUGGGAACUGGACAACCUUAGAUACAACUCAUAUAGAGCAUACCUUAACAAAAUAAACCCUAAUGACUCGAGUCUCUGGCUAGCGACCAAACGUCUACUUAAGCAACAAGACGUAAUUCCCCCUCUGAAAAACGGACCAGCCAAAUUCGAAACAAAUGCCGAAAAGUCUUCGAAAACCAUUUCGCAUCCUGUUUUACCCCCGUAG
Macrosiphum euphorbiae (potato aphid) is the source of this 366-nucleotide messenger RNA. The record is from the annotation of a GenBank genome assembly. Lineage: Eukaryota; Metazoa; Arthropoda; Insecta; Hemiptera; Aphididae.